AUGGUUGAACUAGCAGCCAGCCUGGUGGUUGGGCCGCUGGUGUCCCUGCUGAAGAAGGUGUCCAGCACUCUCCUGGACCAGUACAACGUGAUGGAGGGCAUGGAGAAGCAGCACGAGAUCCUCAAGCGCAAGCUGCCUGCCAUCCUCGACAUCAUGGCCGAUGCCGAGAAGCAGGCGUCUCGCCGAGGAGGAGUAAAGGCAUGGCUUGAGAAGCUCAAGACGGUGGCGUACGAGGCGAACGACGUCUUUGACGAGUUCGAGUACGAGGCACUCCGCCGUCGAGCCAAGAAGAAUGGGCACAUCACCAAGCUCGGCAUGGCUGGAGUAAAACUCUUCCCAACUCACAACCGUGUCGCAUUCCGUAGCAGGAUGGGAAACAAGCUUGGCAGCAUUGUUGAGGCCAUCAAGGUCCUUGUGGAGGAAAUGAAAGAUUUUGGAUUCGACAAGUUUCAGCUCGAGGCACCAGCAAGGAACAGGUGGCGUGAGAUGGAUUCCGUUAUCGUUGAUCCUGAAAACAUUGUUAGUAGAUCUAGAGAAAAGGAGAGGAAGAUAAUUAUUGAGAUAUUGCUCAACCAUCAAGCUAGCAGUGGUGAUCUCUUAGUUCUUCCCAUCGUUGGAAUGGGAGGAUUGGGCAAGACCACCCUCGCUCAACUCAUCUACAAUGACCCUCACGUCAAGGAGCAUUUCCAGCUACUAAAGUGGGUGUGUGUCUCAGAUGAUUUCAAUGUCUGUAAUCUUGCCAACAAGAUAUGUAAUGCUUCGUGCACAAUCCUGGAGCAGGCACUCAACAAGCUUCAGGAACAUCUUAGGGGAAAGAGGUAUCUUCUUGUAUUGGAUGACGUAUGGAAUAAGGAUGUUGACAAAUGGGGAAAGUUGAAGGCAUGUCUUAAUCAAGACGGUGUCGGUAGUGCCAUAUUGACGACGACUCGUGAUAAAGAAAUAGCUGAAUUCAUGGGUACAGUAGCUAACAACUCAUCAUGGAAAAAUAAAUACCAUGAUGUGGCAAUUUUGGACAUAGAAUUCAUACAUGAAAUUAUUGAAACAAGAGCUUUCGGUUUGCAGAAGACUAAGCCAGAGAAGCUAGUUAAGUUGGUUGGCCCGAUUGCAGAGAGAUGA
This is a messenger RNA of Miscanthus lutarioriparius, 1116 nucleotides long. Lineage: Eukaryota; Viridiplantae; Streptophyta; Magnoliopsida; Poales; Poaceae. The record is from the annotation of a GenBank genome assembly.